GCAAGACAGAGGAGACAGUCUGCCUCUGAGAGUCAAGGCAAACAAAAGAGCAUUUCUCCAUGACAGCCUCUUAGCCCUCCCUUCCCACAUCUCUCUUUAUCCCAAAUCUGCUCGCUUGAGCAUUUGAAGAGACACAACUGCCAAGGAAGUGAGAAACAGAAGCAGGAAAAGAAGUCCUGUUGCCAAAAUCUUGCAAUGAUUACAAAGAUGAAGAUACUCUCUCCUCUUCUUUUUCUGAGCCUGGUACUUGGGACUAACGCAACACCUUCAGUCCGGCUUUCCUGUUACAGGAAAAUAUUAAAAGAUCACAACUGUCACAACAUUCCACCAGGAGUGGCCAGCCUCCGGCCAAUUGAUGGUCAUCUUCAAGAUCAUUUUUGGGAAGGGAAAGGCUGCGAGAUGGUCUGUUACUGCAACUUUAAUGAACUACUCUGCUGUCCAAAAGAUAUCUUUUUUGGACCAAAGAUUUCAUUUGUAAUCCCUUGUAACAGCCCUUGAAGAAUACAUCAGAUUUGAGAAAGGAAGAUAAAUACCAGACUGAGAUGCUGAAGACCGGAUCAAGCCCUAUACUUUUUAUAUCAUGGAACACUUCGUGCAAAAGAGAAGUUUAAUAUGGACAAUUAUUUCUAUGCAUCUGCUGUAGUUUUCUGCAACCAAGACUAACAGACCAAUACUAACCAUAUUUAUGCCAAAGUAAAUAGUAUACCCUUGGUGGUAAUGAUACAGCUAAAAUGAAUUGGGCUUGUAAGUCACAACUAGUUUAUGGCACACUGAUUUCAAUGGAUGUAUCUACACUGUAGUAUUCAUGCAGGUUGACAUAACUUUAAUUGCCAUGAUGGCUCGACACUAUGGAAUCAUGGGAAACCUGUUUUAGUGGGGCACCAGCACUCUUUGUAAAACUACAAUUGUCAUGACUCCAUAGCAUUUCAUCAUGGCAGAUAAAGUGGUGUCAAACUGCAUUGACUCUCCAGUGGAGAUGCAUCAUAAAAUCAUAGAGUUGAAAGAGACUCCAUGGGCCAUCCAGUCCAACCCCCUGCCAAGAAGCAGGAAAAUUGCAUUUAAAGCACCCCCGACAGAUGGCCAUCCAA
Messenger RNA from Anolis sagrei ordinatus, 1088 nucleotides. It is a transcript of the gene SCRG1, whose product is annotated as stimulator of chondrogenesis 1. Gene Ontology annotation, cellular component: Golgi apparatus; neuron projection terminus. Lineage: Eukaryota; Metazoa; Chordata; Lepidosauria; Squamata; Anolidae. The record is from RefSeq and is a predicted model, not a curated record.